Molecule: messenger RNA, 1208 nt
Organism: Erigeron canadensis
Lineage: Eukaryota; Viridiplantae; Streptophyta; Magnoliopsida; Asterales; Asteraceae
Product: lipid phosphate phosphatase epsilon 1, chloroplastic-like
Exons: 4
Coding region: 107-970 (287 amino acids)
Biological process (GO): protein N-linked glycosylation; lipid biosynthetic process
Cellular component (GO): intracellular membrane-bounded organelle; endoplasmic reticulum membrane
Molecular function (GO): dolichyldiphosphatase activity
Source: RefSeq, a predicted model, not a curated record
ACCCUGUAAUUUUGCCUAAAAACAAAAAUCCCUAAUCAAAACCCCAUUCAGAAUCUAUGCCAAUUUCUUGCCCCAAUUUUCCUCGAAUUUAUUAUUACACAUCGCCAUGUCACCAGCUUCUACGGCAAUCUUACUAAACUCACCUCCAAUUUCUGACCAAUUUCAUAACUUUCGUAUUAUUCAUAGAAACACAAAAUCACCCUUUUAUACUAGUUUGAAAAAAUCUAAAAUUGUUUAUAAAAAAAAUUCUGUUAGAAUCAAGAAACUGAUGGCAGCUGAGUCCCUUGAGAUGGGUUUUGGGGAUGAAAGUAUUUCUCCUUUGGAACAGGAAGCUUUGAUUGAUAAUAGUAAUAAUAAUGGUGGUGUAUCAUUUCAUCAAACAGUUGGUGGGCUUCAUGUUCUUCUUAAUAAGUUGAGUAAAUGGGUUGUUGCUGUAACUUUUGGUGGAUUGAUUCUAGUGAGGCAUGAUGUUCUUGCAUUAUGGGCUGCAAUGGGGUCUGUUUUAAAUGUUAUGUUAUCAGUGGCUUUAAAAAAAAUUUUGAAACAAGAACGGCCUGUUUCUGGAGGGACGUCAGGCCAUGGAAUGCCAUCGUCAAAAGAUCGAUAUGGAAUGCCAUCUUCCCAUGCCCAGUCAAUCUUUUUUACUCUUGUGUUUUGGAUUAUAUCAGUGGUUAAAUGGCAUGGAUUGAAUGGGGUUACAGCUUCCUUUGGCUUGCUUUUUGUAGCACUUGGUUCUUAUUUUUCAUGGCUACGAUCAUAUCUACGUUAUCACAGUACCAGUCAAGUAAUAGUUGGUGCAGUCGUGGGUUCGAGUUUUUCACUAUUAUGGCUUUGGGCAUGGGAAGCAAUUGUUCAUACGACAUAUAACUCUAAUUUGUGGGCUCGCAUCCUUGUUCUUGUUGGAGCUACUAUUUCAUGUGUAGGAUUCUUUUUGCAUAUUAUCCAACAUUGGAUUAAAGGUGAAGAUUGAUUGUCUUUUCUGCAUUUCUUGAUAGGUCUAAAUGAUCCAAAAGGAUAGUUGCACAUUGUAGACAACUUGGCCUCAUCAAAACCACAAUAACUUUCAUUAUUUAUGUAGAUGUUUCAUUGUGGGUUCUUCAUUUUUUUAAAGUAAUUAUAGAAAAUCACCAUCCAUUUAUGUAAUAUCUUACUGUUUUCUUAUACUAAAUGACUUCAACUGUUAAUGAACUUGAUCUGAUUUGACACAA